Messenger RNA from Rhinocladiella mackenziei CBS 650.93, 1053 nucleotides. RefSeq lists its product as uncharacterized. The transcript is spliced from 4 exons. Gene Ontology annotation, molecular function: oxidoreductase activity; zinc ion binding. The record is from RefSeq and is a predicted model, not a curated record. Lineage: Eukaryota; Fungi; Ascomycota; Eurotiomycetes; Chaetothyriales; Herpotrichiellaceae. Bases 1 to 1053 code for a protein of 350 amino acids.
AUGAAGGCAGUUGUCUUCAAAGGCAAACUCCAUGUCGAAGUGGAAGAAAGGCCCAUUCCCAAGAUUCAGGAUCCGAAAGACAUUAUUGUAAAAGUGAGAUAUACUGCACUUUGUGGAAGUGAAUUGCAUGUGUUCCGCGGCCACCAGCCUUCCGGGACCGGUUUCAUUAUGGGCCACGAGUUCACUGGCGAGGUUGUCGAGACCGGUGCGGACGUGAAAUCUGUAAAUAAGGGGGACAAGAUAGUUACGCCAUUCACCGUCAGCUGCGGGGAAUGCUUUUAUUGCAAGAGAGGGUUCUCGUCCCGUUGUGAGAAAUGCCAACUGUUUGGAACGGUGGCCCUGGACGGUGGGCAAGCCGAGUACUGUCGAAUUCCGCUCGCAGACAGCACCGUCGUCAAGGCGCCGCCUCAGAUUGACGAAAACAAACUUGUUUUGAUGGCCGAUAUUUUCCCCACCGGAUAUUUCGCAACAGCGAAUGCGUUUCGCGGGUUCGAUGAUGAAACGAUAUCGCAGAGUAUCGUGCUUUUGGUGGGCUGCGGCCCGGUCGGGCUCUGUGCACUGGUUAAUGCCCUCGAGUAUAAGCCGAAGGCCAUACUUGCUAUUGACGGCGUGGAGGCCCGAUUAGAACAGGCCAAAGCGCUUGGGGCUGAACCGUGGAAUUACCAAAAGGACAUGCCAGGCCUCAGAAAACGCGUAUUGGAACUCUCGGACGGGAGAGGAGCGGACACAGUGAUUGAGCUUGUCGGACACAGCGAUGCUCUGAAGAUGGGAUUCGACCUCCUGAGGCCAUGGGGAAACAUUUCCAGCAUCGGGGUCCACAACGGUGAGAUUCCGUGGACAGGGAACCAAGCGUACGGGAAGAAUUUGAGAAUUCAAAUGGGCAGGUGUCCUGUUCGAAGCCUCUUCGAGAAAUCCUUGGAGAUGCUCGCGAAGACACAGCACAAAUUGGGUUUCAUGGCGGAUAACAUUAAACCCCUGUCAGAAGCUGUAAAAUGGUACGAUGAGUUCGACAACAUGAGGGUGCAGAAGGUCGUAUUCGAGGCGGAUACAUGA